GAUAAAUACAUUUCUUAGCUUGCAGUUAAAAAAAAUUGAAGUGAGCGCGCACGGACAAGUCGGAACAAGUGGGCUUCGGCUCUUCUGCGGCUGCAAAACAAACCUCAGCUUAAGGACAUGAGCUAUAGCUUUGAUUGCGAGAAAAUGCAUUACAAUUCCAAUAUACACAAAUUGGCUGGCUGCGCCAAGAAGCGCACGAAUUCAUUGACUGCACAUAAAAGACGUGCAUCUUCGUUGGUAACAUCUAGACAGGCACUUCGCGUCAAUGCUUCGGAGUUUGUGCCCCAUUCUGAUACACAAGAUUCGCCGUCGACAGAAGAAAGCGAGAACGAACAUUACGCUUCCGAUGUUUGUGACUACAGGUAUACCACCAGUGCCGACAGUCAACUUUUGGAUGUCAUGAAAAUUGGUAAUACUUGGCGUAUUGCCAAAGUGCCUCCGCAGUUGGCCAAUGGUUUGCCACAUUUUAAAGGUCCUUACAUACCCCUUCUGCGCCACCGUCUGAUUAAUGCAGAAGCUUAUGGCCUAAUCAAGGAUACCAAUAAUUUUAAUUAUAAUAAUUUAUUGAUGCAGGAUUUGGUUCAACAGUUGUCAAAACUUAAUAAUUUGAAGGACCUGGAAGAUCUUAUCAAAUACCGGACAGAUUAGAACACAUUUCUGAAAUCGAAUAAGAAAAAACUGUAAAUGUUUUCCAAAUGCAAAGCAGGCUCUGACUUCUCUGCUGCUUAUUAAGAAAUAUACAAUUCAUUUGUUCAGUUAGAAACUUCGAUUUGUUCAAUUAGAAACUACGAUUAAGAUUCUAGAAAAAAAUGGGGAAGAAAAAUAAAAUGAAAGGUUCCAAAAAGAAGAAGUUGGAGGAGAAGGCCAAGAAAUCGGUGGACACAACCACCACCAUUGAUCUGAAAGACGUCGAUCUUGCGAAUCAGUCAGAGCAAAUGGCGGCUAUAAUUAGCUUACCGUCUCGUGUGGAUAAACACAUUGAAUCGUUAACAUCACUCCAGGAGCAGUUGAAUAAUUUGCAGAUGGAGCAAAUACGCCAUCUCGAUGGCUGCAUCGAAUUUAUUCAAGAGCUUAAGACCGUUAAGCCGCAGACCGAUGAGGAGGGGAAAAUUGUGUUUGAGACAUUUACUCUGGUCAAGGCUAAGAUCAAGAAAGUCUUCGAACAUUUUUUGCCCAAGCACCUGGAGAUGCUAGAAGCAAAUCUGGAGUCCUUGAAGCUAAAGGCGUAAAAACAAAAAUGUUGAUUUUUAAAUAAAUGAUUUAAAUCAUCUAACAAUCGAUAAGCAAUCGAUUAACAAAGUUA
Molecule: messenger RNA, 1303 nt
Organism: Drosophila willistoni
Lineage: Eukaryota; Metazoa; Arthropoda; Insecta; Diptera; Drosophilidae
Exons: 4
Coding region: 810-1229 (139 amino acids)
Source: RefSeq, a predicted model, not a curated record